This is a messenger RNA of Camellia sinensis, 1177 nucleotides long. Its product is annotated as chitinase 1. Gene Ontology annotation, biological process: carbohydrate metabolic process. The record is from RefSeq and is a predicted model, not a curated record. Lineage: Eukaryota; Viridiplantae; Streptophyta; Magnoliopsida; Ericales; Theaceae. Gene Ontology annotation, molecular function: hydrolase activity, hydrolyzing O-glycosyl compounds.
CAACCAUAAGAGGAAGAGGAAGAGGGAGAAGAAUGAUUAAGCUUCAUUUCUUUCUCCUUCAUAUUGUUACUGCAUUUGCUCUUAUUUUCCCACCAUUUUGCAAUGGGAAGGUAAUGAUGGAGUACAUCGGUGCAACCGGCAAACCAGUAACCUUUGACGCGGUCCCAAUCGAACCAAACAUUACCUUUCAUUUCAUCCUCAGCUUCGCCAUCGACGCAGACCCCUCCGGCAACCCCCAAAACGGCACAUUCUCACCCUACUGGGUCCCAACCCUAACCCCAGACUCCAUCGCCGCCAUCAAAUCCACCCACCCAAACGUCAAAGCUCUAGCCUCCCUCUCCGGCUGGAGCCUCCAAAACAAAGUCCUCCGAUGGUACACCCCAUCAAACCCCCAACUCUGGAUCUCCAAUGCCUUCGCUUCCCUCAAAUCCAUCAUCACCACAUACCACCUCGAUGGCAUUGACGUAGACUAUGAAAACUUCCCAAAACACACCGAGAGCUUCGCGUACUGCAUCGGUGAACUCAUCACCCUCUUAAAGAACCAAAGUGUUGUAACCGUGGCGACUAUCGCGCCUUUUUAUUCCACUUCAGCGCCUUACGUGGAUCUUUUUAACCAAUAUGGCAAUGCCAUUGACUAUGUGAAUCAUCAGUUUUAUACUGAUAAGGUCAAAACUCCGCAGGCAUACUUGGAAGCAUUUAGGAAUAGGACGGAGAUGUACGGUAAAGAUAAGGUGUUGCCUAGCUAUGAGGUGGAUGGGAGAGGGAUUCAAGGGGAUGCUUUUUUUGUAGCUUUGGAUCUUUUGGAGGAAAAUGGGUUUGAUGUGAAUGGUGUGAUGAUCUUCUCUGCUGAUGCUUCUGCUUCCGGUGGGUAUUGCUAUGAGAGGAAAUCUCAGGCUUUCUUGCUCAACUCUACGAGUAGUGCUUGAUUUGGUUUCUUUCACGCUUGUAAUAGGUUCAAUUAAAACCUAUAUUGGCCCUGUUUGACAUGUUUUUAAAUUUUUUUUUUUGAGCUAAAAUAGUUAAUAAGAUAAAAUGUCAUAUUUAAUUCAAAAUUAUUUUAUUUUUCUCUUACAAUCGUCAAAUCAAGUAAAAAAAAUCAAUAAUCUUUCCACACCUAUGUAAUAGCAGUGCUUGAGAGUGGUUAUUGUCUUUGGAGAAUAGUAUUUUAUGUAAUGAG